This is a messenger RNA of Saccostrea cuccullata (small rock oyster), 6395 nucleotides long. Its product is annotated as SLIT-ROBO Rho GTPase-activating protein 1-like. Gene Ontology annotation, cellular component: cytoplasm. Bases 826 to 4209 code for a protein of 1127 amino acids. The transcript is spliced from 18 exons. Gene Ontology annotation, biological process: negative regulation of cell migration; signal transduction. The record is from RefSeq and is a predicted model, not a curated record. Lineage: Eukaryota; Metazoa; Mollusca; Bivalvia; Ostreida; Ostreidae. Gene Ontology annotation, molecular function: protein binding.
AUGUGAUAUACAGACCUGGAUGUUAUAGAAGACAGUGAGAGGAUUCUCAAUCUGUUCCUUGGCAGGGUGAUAGGAAAACCUGGCUAAGUGUAGCAGGAAAAGCCCUGAUAACAAAAUGAUUUGUGGGGAGAUGUAAAAAAAAAAAAAAGUCUUACCGAUCCAAAAUCAUGAUAAGAUAUUCUUCAUCUGCAUCUGUACUGCUGCACUGAAAUAUUAAAAUCUUCAAAGUGGAUUGGAUAAACUCAGUUUCUGGGAAGUCAGAGAGAGGGAGAACAUACAGUGUUGGCUGGUGUGUCAUUCUAUAUUCCUCAGAUCUUUAAGGCCGUAUGGCCCUCAUUCCUAACAGAGAGAGGAUUUGGUGUGUAUGUGGUUUUAUGCUGGGGAUCGAUUUCGAUUGAGAUGUGAGAUAUUGGGGCUAAAUUACAUUUGGAAUUCAUUCAUUGUGUAUUGAGUUCCUGUUGGUAAAGAAACAAAAUUUGGGGGGAGAGAGAGAUUUGAUUUUCACUCUCGCUGAGUACUGUCUGGUCGUAUGAGGAAGCGGUGCGCUGUUGGCAGGGAGUUCCACAGUCAAUACGUGAUUAGCAGACAAUGUUUACACUGUUGGAAUGACUUUUCAUUCAUAAUUGCCAGAGUGGAUUACUCAAUGAAUGGGUUCAUCACUUCAGGCGUGAAUAUUGAGUGCAUUUUUACACCAGAUGUAUUGAUUACCAAAGUUUUCUUUUUAAAAUUUUUUUAAAGUACACUGGAUAUAAUUGGGCUACCUAAUUAACUGUUAAUUAGUGUGUGUUUUGCAUUGUGAAAUCUUAGCUGCGUUAAAUUUUAAAAAUGCCAGCUCGUCAAAGAACCUCUUCUCUUUUUGCCUGUACUCGGCCUAUGGAUGUAGAUUUUGUCCCAGGGAGGAUCAAGGUCAUUGAUGUACGGAGCCAGCUUAACGAACAACUCAAAUGUCUGGAAAAUCGCCUGGAGAUCCAGGUUGCCAUGGUUACAGAACUCCAGGACUUUUUCAGGAGGCUAUCGGAAGUGGAAAUGGACUACGCCAGAAAUCUAGAGAAACUGGUCAAAAACACAAAAUUACGCCAUAGGCAGGAAAAACAAAAGAGGGAACACUGGUCAUUAUUCUCCACAUUCACAACAUGGCAGCAGGUCCUGGACAUAACAAAGAAGGAGUCGCGGGACCACCAGACCCUGAGUGAAAUCUACGGCAAUCAGAUGGUACAGCGCUUCAACACCAUCAUGGACAACUCACAGAGGAUUCACAGGAGUUGUCAUGAUAUAGGAAUGGAGUGCCAUGAAGAUAUUAUGAAGACAUUAACAGAAUUACAAAACGCCAUGAAGACCUAUCAUACCUACCAAACAGAAAGUAUGCAGGCCGAGAGUAAACUACGAGCCGUGGAGAGUCAAAAGAACAAACUAGAGCAGCAGUUAGCUGGGAAAAACGUCUCCAGUAACCGCAAACUAAAGGCCUUCACAAGGCAAACAGAAAAGAAACAGAACAAAUAUGCAGAGAACAAACUGAAAGCCUUAAAGGCUCGGAACGACUACCUACUGUGUAUAGAGUCAGCUAACGCCGGGGUCAGCAAGUACUUCACAGAGGACAUCUCAGAUCUUGUGGAUUGUAUGGACUUUGGCUAUCAUAACUCCGUGCGCUGUACAAUGAUGAUGUACCAGUCGUGUCAUAAGAACAUCAGUAAGACGCAUCACAGUGCCAUCGAGGUCAUACAGAAGUGUGUGGGUGACCUUGACCCCCAGGCGGACAAACAACGCUUCAUAGAGCUGUACAACGCAGCAUUCAUGUUACCCAAAAAGUUUGACUUCCAGCCUUGUAAAGGAGACGAGGUCCAACAAAUCAGUGCUCAGAAGCCCGUACAGGAUGACAUUCUCCAGAGAUAUAAAACCAUCGGUGAUCGUCUCGUACAACUCAGGCUCGAGAAUGACGAGACGUGGAAAACCAUGGAGGCCACGGAGAAAUCCCUGAACGAGAUGAUCACCGGGAAAAAUUACGACGUCUCGGGCUUCUUCCUAGAGGAGAACCCCCCUCCCCGGUCCCCCCACGAGGCGGCCAAACAGCGAAGUGAAUGGCUGGAGAUGGAGGCCUUCUAUAUUAAUAAAUUCCGGAAGUAUACACAAAGCUGUAACCAGAUAGCCAGACUACAGGGAAAAUACAGUAUAAUCCAAAGGGCAUUAGGGGACAACAUCUCAACCUCAGGUAGACCUCCAUCCCUACCCCCCAAACCUAAGAAGAGGCGGAUCAAUCGCAGUCAGAUUGUGGGACAGCCCAAGUUGUUUGGGGGGAGUCUGGAAGAGUACUGUGAGGCAACUGGACAAGAAAUUCCACUGGUUGUUAAAAGUUGUAUACGGGCAAUUAACUUGUAUGGAAUGCAUCACCAGGGAAUCUUCAGGAUUCCUGGAGCUCAGGUUGAAAUUAACGAAUUCAAAGCCGAGUUUGAGAAAGGGGAGGAUCCAUUAAUUGACAUGGAUCCAAGUGACAUCAACUCAGUAGCUGGGGUUCUCAAACUGUACUUCAGAGAGCUCCGCGAGCCUCUGUUUCCCCUGCCUCUAUUUGACGAGCUGAUAUCAGGGAGUAAAUUAGAUGAUGGACAGCGCGUGGAGAAGAUUAAAGAGCUCCUGUCACCAUUACCGCGAUGUGUUCUGGUUGUCAUGCGUUAUCUCUUUGCCUUCCUCAAUCAUUUAUCUGAGUAUUCGGAUGAGAAUAUGAUGGACCCUUACAACCUUGCCAUCUGCUUCGGUCCAACGCUUCUCCCGAUCCCAUCAGACCGUGACCAGGUGUCGUACCAAGGCAACGUCCACGAGGUCAUCAAGACAAUCAUCAUCCACCACGAAGAUAUCUUCCCUUGUGAUGGCGGCGAAGUUUAUGAGAAAUGUAUUGUCGAUGAUCCAGAUGCGGAGAGUUAUAAUGAUAUAACAGAUAUAGAGGUGGAUCCAAGUUCUGCUGCGAGCGAGGAGGACGAUGAUGAAGAUGAUGAUGAUGCACAGAUCUUUGAAGCUGUAGCACUGUACGACUUUGAGGGAAGGACGGAGAGAGAGUUGUCGUUUAAGAAGCAUGACACCCUGUUGGUGUAUCACCGCGUGUCUCAGGACUGGUGGGAGGGGCUGUACCAGGGGAAGGAGGGACUAAUACCUGACCGCUACAUCAACCUCAAACACCCCCCUGAGGAUCGGAGAAGUCAUUCAGAGGAGGACGGAGUGAGUCGGACGUCCACACUCAGUAAGGUCAGCACCUCCCAGCUCCCCACGAUACUCACAGAGUCCGAGGAGGGGCCAGAGAAACCACCCCAGCAGCCCACCCCCAAGACCAGCGAGCCAGAUAAACCCUCCCCCCACGUCACCCCCUCAGGGACCCCCCGGUCCUCCCUGGGUCCUAAGGACUUCUCUAGUGGCCCCCCUAAGUUACCCAAUAGUUCCCCAAAACUUCAAGUAAAGAGAAGGACUGAUAAAGACUUGAAAAUUGUAGAGGAAGAAGAUAUGGUGAAGCCGAAUCAGGAGGAUUUAAGUGCUGAUGUUGAUAUAGAUAGUGCUUUAGCUGAGGUAGUGUCUGGUCUUCGUUCUCUGGAGAUGCAACAGAGAUCAGACAUGCAGCAGAGGUCGGACAAACGAAUGAGUCUACCCAACAUAAAGCACACCCCUAAACACACCCCCGAUCUGGUGCUAGAUCUCCCCACAGAGGGGGCUAAUGUGUCACCUCAGGAUCUCAGUGAACCUGACAGCCCCACGACCACUGCUGAUACGUUUGCUCAGUCCAAUCAGGGAACGCUGAAAAAGGCCAACUCCAUGCCAAGGAAUAUCCCUGGAACAUUCUUAGACACUGAACAAGGCGGGUCAAAUUUUAUGACCGGACAGCCAAUACUGGGGUCGUUUGCAGGAAGGAAAAGACCUGGAAGUGCUCGAGAGGGCUCUGCUAAAGGCCCUGUCUCACCCCUUAUGUCAGCCUCUAUGACAUCAUCACUGACCUCAUCAGAAAUGUCAUCCAGCAUGACAUCAUCAAUGACAUCAUCGAUGACAUCUUCCAUUUCUGUACCACCUGUGCUUCCUCCCACUGGAUUGUCUGGAGGCAAACAACCUCCUCCAGUGGCAGAGAAACCAAAACUUCCCCCCAAGGUCAAACCACCUGUCAUGAAAAAGCCCCCGAGAUCUCCAGAGGUACAGAGGCGACAGCCUGCACAGCCAACCACUCUAGAUUCCAAGCAAUGAGCUAAGUGAAAGUAGAAUAGUGUCGAAGUGAAAGUAGAAUUGUGUUUAUUUGUGUAUUGAGGAUUAUUUUAUUCAGAAUUCCAUAUUGAAUGGAUUUUUUAUGUAUACACAAGAGUGCAAUUGUCUGACAAGUUUUUAAUUAGUGUAAGUGGGAGGUAUGUGUGAUUUUCUGUGCAAUAUUGGACUUUAUAAACUGAAAGAAGUGAGAGUAUAUAACUUAUGUUCAUUCUCAGUCUUUAUCUAUAAACUGUAUUUACAUAGAGCCUGUCUCAUGUAAACCCGGUUUGCUUUACUACAUGUAUCUCUAAAACAAGGGAAAUUUCCAUUUUUCGUCCUGAUGCUAUUUAUUUCAGAAAACUAUCAAUCCACCGCAUUUAAUACAUGAGGCUUUUGCUCAUCUUUUUUUUUUAUUUUGAUGAUUAUAAGAAAAUUCUAAAAUUUUUGGUUCAAAAAGAGAGAAAUUGAACAAAAAUAUAUAUGAACAUGAUGAAUAAGAAGUUACUCUUUUAUAUAUUUGUAAUGUAAUUUGCAUUACAUGUAGGUGAAAAACUAUUUACAUGUAUAUAAAUUUAGGACAAUGAAUGUGAUGAAGGAAUCUUACAUUUUCAAGCAAAUUGCAGGAAGUCUUAAGUUACACGGAUUCCAAAGCAGAUGUGUCAUUGCUCAAAAUAGAAUCAAAUCUUAUAGUAUAGCUUUACACGUAACCAGCAGCUCUUCCCUACCAGUAUUUUCCAUCUCAUCUAAUUUUGUUAAUUUCAUAUAUCUUUCAGAGUGAUCUUUUAUUACACAUUGUUUUAAAUUUUGGAUUUAAUCUUUCGAUUCUCAUUACUGGCGUGUGUGAUACAAUGUAAUAUACUUUCUGGCAUAAUACAAUGUAACUGUGAUAAACUCCAUCUCGGCGCUUCCAAGUACAGAACUGAACAAAAGUCUCUCACUGAUUUCUACAGGGUUGUAUGAAAUUAGGUUCUUAGUUCCGUUGUCAAACUAUCUGAAUAUUGUAUUAUUAUAAUUAUGUACAAGAGCUGUGUAUUAAAAAUUGCAAUGUCUGGUUUGUAGAUUUCAAAUGACACAAAAUAUAUACCAGGUAUAUAUAGGAUGUUUGUAUAAUUUUUCUCACUCAUGCAUUUUGGAAAAGAACAAGAAUAUCUUUAAAUGCCAGUAACUGAUUAAAUGGGUCAUAACAUUUUGGCUGAUAUAAAAUAUUAAUAGGUGUGUAUAUUGUCAUUAACAAUUUGAUUCUAAUUAGGCCAACACUGAUAGACCAUACCUCUUAAUACGUUUUUAACACAGGGUUAUGUGCAAUGGUUGAUUCUGUGCAUAUAUACACAUGAACAAUUCAAAUGCAGAAUUUGAAAUUCAUGUCUUAAGUAUUGUGAAAAAUGUUAAUUAUGUAAACUAUUUAAAGAUUUUCUUUUUUUUUUUUUUUUUAAUUAAUUAAGGUUGAUUUCUAUCAGAGAUGUAUUACUUUUAUGAAAUCGCCAAAAUAUGUACGAAAGUAUAUUAUAAAUUAACAAUAGCUCUGUACAUUUUACAGAUUUUAUUUUUAUUUUUCUAACCAAAUUAGAAAAAACAAAUCAUUCAUGACUGCAUUGAAAUAAUUAUAACACUGGUCGCCUGUAGUAAAAGUUUGCAAUGGAACAAGUUUCAUGAUUUUUUCUAUCAUUUUAUAUCGUGCAUUAUGACCAAGGUGCUAACUCUGUAUACAUAGGAUCAAAUCUACUGAAUAUCUUCACAAUAAUCACAACACAGAGCUCAAACUAAUGUUCACUCAAUGUUAUCAAUUAAAAUUUUGUUAAGAGACUUGUUCACUCUACUAGAGUGGGUAUAUGGUACAUUUCCUCAGUAUAUGUGUACUUAUGUAUUGUCAUUUCCUCGGUACAUGUGUACUUAUAUGUAUUGAUUGUCAUUUCUUUGGUACAUGUGUACUUAUUAUCAUUUGUGUUCACUUAAUCAGAGAAAGAACCUGUUGCUUGUUUAUGUCUUUCUCUGAGAAAUCAGCAAGUAAAGCAUAAAACAGUUACUUUACCAAGUGUUAUUCAGUUAUUUGAUGAUUGGUAGUUAUUAAAUCAUAUCUUUUUUCAUACAGAUCUGAUAUGUAAUUAAGAAUUUAGACAUUUCUUCCUAAAAAGGCCAAACAUUGCUUCAUUCUGCAAUUUAAAAAAAGUCAUUAAAAUUUUAACAAUUUG